UAGACAAAAAAAAAAAAGAUUCUACGCCAUUAUGACAACGAUAUUCUCACCCCCUGCUAUUUAUUCCAAUUUCAUUGGAGAAGAAAUUCACGAGUCAGAGAAGAAAAACAUGGGAAACCAGAAGAGAAUUGGAGAGGUGGAAAAGAAACCGAGGGUUCUGUGUCUACACGGGUUUAGAACAAGUGGUGAAAUCAUCAAGAAACAAGUCACUACGAAAUGGCCGGAAUCAGUGAUUAACAAAUUGGAUCUUGUCUACGUUGAUGCUCCGUUUCCGGCCGAAGGGAAAUCUGAAGUCCAAGGGAUUUUUGAUCCUCCUUAUUAUGAAUGGUUCCAAUUUGACAAAGAUUUUACAGAGUACAGGAAUUUUGAAGAAUGUCUUGAAUGUAUUCAAGAUGUAAUGUUAAAGCAAGGUCCUUUUGAUGGGUUGCUUGGCUUCUCUCAAGGGGCUAUUUUAUCUGCUGCUUUGCCUGGUUUGCAAUCUAAGGGAUUAGCAUUGACCAAAGUUCCGAAGAUAAAGUUCAUAAUUGUAAUAGGAGGGGCAAUGUUCAGGUCACCAGCUGUAGCUGAGAAUGCUUAUAGUUCUUCUUCACCAGUUCAAUGUCCAUCUCUUCAUUUCUUAGGAGAGACGGACUUUCUGAGGCCAUAUGGGGAGAACUUGUUGGAGUUAUGUGUGGAUCCUGUUGUCAUUCAUCACCCUAGAGGCCAUACAAUACCAAGAUUUGAUGAGAAGGGUUUGGAGAUGAUGUUCAAAUUCAUUGACAAGAUUCAUCAAUUGGCAAACGAUACAUCUUCGGUCCAUGAACAAGUAAUAGAGGAAGAAGAAGCAGUUUACAUGUAAACAGGUCAAUUGCAACAACUGCUUCAUAUAAAGAUUUGUACGAUUAGUUUUAUGUCGUUACACCAGAUAACAUUAUUCAUGUGGCAUACCACCAUCAAAGAAGAAAUGGAUGGCCACUUGAUAUCAAAUUAGUCUGAUAAAAUUUGGGAGAAUACCUUAUCCAAUGUAGAAUAUCAGUUUUUAUGUCAGCCAUGUGCAAUUUGUAAUGUUGACGAGUUUCUAAUUCAGGCAGCAGAUAAGAAACACAAACAAUUUUAUUGCUCGGAUUGAUGAUGGUAUUUUUCAUCA
Papaver somniferum (opium poppy) is the source of this 1126-nucleotide messenger RNA. RefSeq names its product esterase AGAP003155-like. Lineage: Eukaryota; Viridiplantae; Streptophyta; Magnoliopsida; Ranunculales; Papaveraceae. The transcript is spliced from 5 exons. The record is from RefSeq and is a predicted model, not a curated record. The coding region runs from base 32 to 838 and encodes 268 amino acids.